AUGGUUGAAAGAUUUAAUAAAACAGUUACAACAAUGCUUAGCAUGUUUGUAAAAGAACACCAUCGCGACUGGGAUGAAUAUCUUCAAUAUGUUAUGAUGGCAUAUAGAUCAGCCGAACAUGAAACUACAGGAAUGACUCCCAACUUACUUAUGCUUGGUAGAGAAACUUCUGCACCAUUAGACAUUGCUUUUGAAAUGUCCAAUAGUAUAAAGAAAACUCUGCAAUCACAAUGGGUACGGGAACUACAAGAAAAAUUAGAAGAAGCUCACUCAGUUGUUAGAGAAUAUACUGGAAACUCGAUACGUAGACAGAAAAGAUAUCAUGAUAGAAAAGUUUCUUCUGAAAACUUUAAACCUGAUGACAAUAUUUAUGUUUAUUUUCCAGUCAAAAAGGUAGGAUAUUCUUCGAAAUUCACGUCAUUUUGGAAAGGUCUUUAUGAAAUAAUUGAAAAAUUUUCUGAUGUUUUGUACAAAGUUAACUGUGGUAGGCCUGAAUCGCCUCAAAUGAUUCAUGUAAAUAGAUUGCGAAAGACUAAAUCACAGACACUUAUGUUCGAAGACACAGAUGUAGAAGGUAACACAUUAAUUUUGAAUGAUGAUAAUGCUUUCAUUUCAGAUCAUUCGGAUGAUUCAGAAACUGAAGCUGCGCCAGAGUAA
Messenger RNA from Mercenaria mercenaria, 657 nucleotides. RefSeq lists its product as uncharacterized. Gene Ontology annotation, molecular function: nucleic acid binding. The record is from RefSeq and is a predicted model, not a curated record. NCBI's taxonomy places the organism in Eukaryota, Metazoa, Mollusca, Bivalvia, Venerida, Veneridae. The transcript has a single exon. Bases 1 to 657 code for a protein of 218 amino acids.